Molecule: messenger RNA, 756 nt
Organism: Prunus armeniaca (apricot)
Lineage: Eukaryota; Viridiplantae; Streptophyta; Magnoliopsida; Rosales; Rosaceae
Source: the annotation of a GenBank genome assembly
AUGUGGCGGCCGUGGGGCAAAUCAACGGUUCAGAUUCACAACACGUCAUCUCCAUCCUCACCCUUCUCCUUCUCCUCCUUCAAAGACAUCCAGAAUCUCUGCGCCGACGACAACGAACACUCUCAACAACCCACAAACGCCGCCGCCAGAAGAACCUCUGCUAUUUUUCACCGCGUCCGAGUCGCCAACUCACUCCUUCGCGCCUGGUCAACUCGCCCACCCACCCAACCCCAAGAUGAAAAUUCCGCAAAACAAUCUGAGCCGUCCAUCAGCUCCAUCCCUGGCGCGGAGAAGCGAAUUGUCGUUUACUUCACGAGCCUGCGCGUGGUGAGGCCGACGUUCGAGGACUGCAGGACUGUCCGAUCAAUUCUCCGAGGGUUUCGUGUCUCGUUGGACGAACGAGAUCUGGCGAUGGACCACGGGUUCUUAACCGAGCUGCAGCAGAUUCUGGGUCAACACACUAAGUUGACUUUGCCGCGGGUUUUCAUUGGUGGGAGGUACAUAGGUGGGGCCGACGAGGUGAGAACGCUGCACGAGGCCGGUGAGCUCAAGAAGUUCGUGGAAGGCUUGCCCGCACAGGAACCGGGCGUCUGUGACACGUGCGGAGGGUACAGAUUUAUUCUGUGUGUCGAGUGUAGUGGCAGCCACAAGUUGUACACUGAGAAGAAUGGCUUCAAGAGUUGUACCUCCUGCAACGAGAACGGCCUCAUCAGGUGCCCUUCUUGUUCAUGCGCACUCACUCUAAUUUUCCUCUAA